Daktulosphaira vitifoliae (grape phylloxera) is the source of this 1513-nucleotide messenger RNA. RefSeq lists its product as uncharacterized. Bases 177 to 1346 code for a protein of 389 amino acids. The record is from RefSeq and is a predicted model, not a curated record. Lineage: Eukaryota; Metazoa; Arthropoda; Insecta; Hemiptera; Phylloxeridae. The transcript is spliced from 9 exons.
UAAUCGAUUGAAAAAUAAUGUAGAAAUGACGCCAAUUGGCGUCAAUCGCAUACUACGAACGAGCCAAAUGGCGUCAUCCGCAAUAAACGUGUUAAAGUUGCAUUCUCACCACCAGCACCCACGAGCCACCACUGGGUGUACUCCUAUAGAGGAUAAAGGACGAACCAUAACUGCAAAUGACGCCUAACUUUUUACAUUCAGCGAUUAGAAAAGUAAAGAAAAGACUUGGCUUCAAAUCAAAAAAAAAGGUAAAUUUAGCUAAUCGUACCACCGACACUGCUGUGAACUCAACCGAAAAUGAAUCACAAGCAAUAUAUACUGAAGUAAUUAAUGCUCCUCAUCCCUCUACAAUCCAAGAACCAAACACAAACCCAUUACUGUUGCAAGAUUUGCCACAUCGAUCCUCGGGUAAGAACAUUGAGGUUAACUCAGCUAAAUACGAAUCACAAGAAAAAUAUGUAGAAAUGGCUAAUGCUCCCAUUCGCUCGACAAUCCAAGAAAAUCCAUUAUUGUUGAAAGAUUUGCCACAUCGAUCCUUGGGUAAGAAUAAUGAGGUGAAUUCAGCUAAAUAUGAAUCACAAGAUAAAUAUGUUGAAAUGGCUAAUGCUCCUAUUCGCUCGACAAUCCAACAAAACCCAUUAUUGUUGAAAGAUUUGCCACAUCGAUCCUUGGGUAAGAAUAAUGAGGUGAAUUCAGCUAAAUAUGAAUCACAAGAUAAAUAUGUUGAAAUGGCUAAUGCUCCUAUUCGCUCGACAAUCCAACAAAACCCAUUAUUGUUGAAAGAUUUACCACAUCGAUCCUUGGGUAAGAACAUUGAGGUUAACUCAGCUAAAUAUGAAUCACAAGAUAAAUAUGUUGAAAUGGCUAAUGCUGCUCAUUCUCCAAUUCACCAAGGAGAGUUAUCAUUCUUGAAAGAUAUACAUCAAGAGUGGUAUUUAUGCUGCUCAAAAGAAGUCGACGAAUGUUGCUGCAUGAAUAAUUUAAGAAAAUCAUAUGUUAAUGAACUUCAUAUUAAACAAAUUAUUUUAAAUUUAGAAUUUAACAAAGAAAAAACUGCAUCAAUAUUAGUCCGUGCAUGUCAGCUCCUUGAAAAAGUUGUGAAAUUACAAUCAAUUUUCAAAUUGCAUAACAUACCUAAAGAAAUAACAGAAUUGAGCGUAAACAGCUGUUUAAAAAUAACAAGACAACUUAUAAAAGCUUCUACUCGUGGUUGUAUGGAGAAUUGCUAUUCAUCGUCGGGAGUUCUGAAAAAUUUGGAAAUUUUAUAUCAUGAAGCUUUGAUAAAAAUCGAAGACCUCAUGAUCUUAGUUGAUAAAAUUUUUAUAAACCAAAAGGCACAGGAUUAAUAUAAAUCACGAUUUUUCAGUAAUGUUAAAAAAAAAUAAGCUACUUAAGCAGUUGAAUUUCUAUGUCAUCUUUUUAGUGUUAUUUACAUAUUUUUUUUACAACUAAAUUAUAAUUCAAAAAUUGAUCAUCAUUACUAAUAUAAUAAUUAUUUUUCUUAUAAAUGAUG